GCAUCCGAUUUUCAGGGAUACAAUACCUUCAACCUAGGUUCCCUUUCCCGUGAAAACCAAACGUGGGAACUCCGCUCAGGCGGAGGUUACUUGAUAACUUUUAUUUUGAAAAUGUGCUGUAUGACUACAUGARCUAGAUGUCGCUGGGUUCACAAUGCUCACGGAUUGUUGGAAAGUGGCUACAAUGGUAAUGCUACGGCCAACUUUUACGAAAACGUGUGGUUUUUAAUGUAGGCCCACGACAAGAUAAUGCUUUCUCUGAGUUCGAGUGGAGUUAGGCCACACGAGGAGAACAUGUAUUUAUAAUGUCGAGGUAGGCAUUCUAUAUCACUACAUUGAUUAGCAUUCAGACUUCAACGAUUGGCCCGUGACAARGUUGUCCAGCGUCUGGUUACAUUAUUGAGACAAUCAUGUUUUAGUAAAGUCACGCGAACUGAUUUUUGCUUCUACGUUUUGGYAGUGAACUCUAGAAACUAGCUUAGUUGAUAAAGCCGACAAAAUUAGUGCCAGCGUGUUCUGAAGUUCUGGCUAGUUCUAGUAGCCAACAGCAGCUUCACCAUGUCGGAGAGGACACCGCUCCUGCACUAUCGUCUCUCCACAAGCGUCAAUGAACAGUCGGGGGAGCAUCAGACAUGUCUGUCUGGGGAGACUGUGGAGCAGUCCCUGGCUUUUUCCAGACUGAAGUCGGCGCACCGCAGCCGUCCCAAAAAACUCUCCACAUUCUUUGGCGUGGUGAUACCCACCUUACUGUCUAUGUUCAGCGUGGUGGUCUUCCUACGAAUUGGUUUCGUGGUGGGCCAGUGUGGGCUGUAUCAGGCCAUAGCCAUGUUCUUAGUGGCCUACUUCAUCAUCAGUAUGACCGUGCUGUCUGUGUGUGCCAUCUCAACCAAUGGAGCUCUGGARGCAGGAGGGGCCUACUACAUGAUAAGUCGUGCGUUGGGGCCAGAGUUUGGGGGCAGUCUAGGUGUUAUGUUCUUCCUGGCUAACGUGUGUAGCAGUGCCCUCUUUAUACUGGGUCUGGUUGAGGCCAUAGUAGCAACUUUCGGGCUUCCAGAAGAUGGGGUGAGCCCAGCGGGUUCCCUCCAGGUGUUGCCAGCGGGGUAUUGGUGGUCGUUGCUCUAUGCCACCGGCAUCCUCCUCCUCUGCCUGCUUGUGUGUCUAGUGGGGGCAGAGAUCUAUGCCAAGGCCUCCUUCCUCAUCUUCCUGGUGGUCAUGCUGGUGCUGGCCACCAUCUUUAUCAGCUUCUUCGCCGUGUGCCCGCGCACCAUCCUCCUGCCUGCCGCCCUGCCCGUUCACAACAACACAGGGCCACAGCCACCCAACAUGGCCAACUUUACCGGCUUUAAACUGGACACACUGCUGGGCAACCUGGAUGCUGACUAUGCUGUGGACUACACAACAGGAACCAUGAUGUCCUUUGCCACGGUGUUUGCGGUCAUGUUUAACGGUUGCACAGGCAUCAUGGCCGGAUCCAACAUGUCAGGUGACCUAAAGAACCCUAGCUACUCUAUCCCUCGAGGAACCAUCACAGCUGUCAUCUUCACCUUCAUCAUCUACAACCUCCUCAGUCUGAUGGUGGCCUGCUCCUGUGACCGUAUUCUCCUCCAGAGGGACUACAGUUUCCUGCGGGACAUUAAUGUGUGGAACCCGUUGGUGACCGUUGGUGUGUACUCCUCCACCAUGUCUGCUGCCAUGAGUAACCUGAUAGGGGCGUCACGCAUCCUCUACGCCCUGGCACGGGACGACCUGUUUGGUGGGUACACUUAUGUCCUCCUCUUUCUCACUAUCCACCUCACCCUCUUAUUUAUCUUUAUAGCUUCUUCUCUCCCUUCUCACUGGCGUUGUUUGGUGUUGUUCACAGGGAAGUUGAACACCAUCGCCAGCAUUGUAACCAUCUUCUUCCUGCUGGUGUACGCAGCUGUGGACCUGGCCUGUCUGGCUCUGGAGUGGGCCUCAGCGCCCAACUUCAGGCCCACCUUCCGUUACUUCACUUGGCACACCUGUGUGCUGGGCAUCGUGGGCUGUGCUAUCAUGAUGUUCCUGAUCAACGCUAUCUACGCCUCAGCCUCCAUCGCCUUCAUGCUGCUACUACUGCUGCUCAUCCACUACCUCAGCCCUACCAGCAGCUGGGGCUAUAUCAGCCAGGCUCUCAUCUUCCACCAGGUGCGUAAGUACCUGUUGAUGUUGGACGUGCGUAAGGACCAUGUGAAGUUCUGGAGACCCCAGCUGUUGCUGAUGGUAUCUAACCCCCGUAGCAGUGUAGGUCUCAUCACCUUCAUCAACGACAUCAAGAAGAGUGGUCUCUAUGUCCUGGGACAUGUACAGCUAGGAGACCUGGACACGUUACCGUACCCUCUCCAGUGUCAUUAUGACUCAUGGUUGUCUCUGGUGGACCACCUCAACAUCAAGGCAUUUGUUAACCUCACCCUGGCUGACUCAGUACGGCACGGAGUCCAACAUCUACUCUUCAUCUCUGGCCUAGGUGGGAUGAGGCCCAACACCUUGGUCCUGGGUUUCUAUGAUGACUGCACUCCCAAAGACAAACUCACUGACCCCGUCCUCGCAGAUGCCACCGUCCUCACUCAGGACRCCGAGGACGAACGCCCGCCCUACCACUUCCCCGCCCUGCGGCCUUCCAAUGAUGGUAUGGGGGAAAACAGAAAAGUCAUGGGACCCCAAGAAUACGUGGCGGUGAUCGCAGACGCCAUGAAGAUGUUGAAGAACGUAGCGCUAGCCCGCUACUUCCACCAGUUCGACCGGGCCUCGACCAUCUCCUCGUCCCCAGGGAAGGGUGCUCUGUACGUGGACGUGUGGCCAGUCAACCUGCUGAGACCAGACAGCUCCAGCUACGUAGACACCUGCUCCCUCUUCCUGCUCCAGCUUGCCUGCYUCCUCAACAUGGUCCGCGCAUGGCGCCAUGCUAGACUCCGCCUCUUUCUAUGUGUGGAGGAAGGGCGGAGCCUGCGAGGCUCUGAGGAAAAGCUGGGUCAGCUGCUGAAGGAACUGAGGAUCAAAGCCAACGUGUACACUGUGCCCUGGGACCAGCAGGUGGCACUACACUGGCAGAGGCAGGGUGAGGUGGGCAAGAGGAGGCCCACCCGCCAGUCACAGAGAGAGGAGGAGGGGCUGGGGAAGAGGGGGUUGUUUGAGGAGAAGGAAGGAGGCGACGGAAACUAUGUGAAUAGCUUCCCUAGCAAUGCCACAAGGCUGUCGGAUGAGUAUCUGUCGGCGGUUAAUAGGUUGAUCCUGGAGCAGGCCUGCCCCCCUCCGGCCGUGCGUUUCCUGUAUUUGCCCCACCCCCCGGCUGACACGCAGCACUACACGGCCUACCUGCGCCAGCUAGACCUGCUCACCAAGGACCUGGGUCCUACCCUGCUCAUACACGGGGUWACACCUGUCCUCACCACUGACCUCUAACACCUGAACUCUCACCAACUGACCCCUGAUUAAACCCUCAUCCCCUUACCAAAUUGCUGCAGGUAMAAGUGCUACUUAGACAAAGCUCAAGGAUCCACUUACCUUCCCCAAAGCUGUACUAKUAUACAAUAUAUAUACAAAAGUAUGUGGACACCCCUUCAAAUAAGUGGAUUUGGCUAUUUCAGCCAUGCCCGUUG
Salvelinus sp. IW2-2015 is the source of this 3614-nucleotide messenger RNA. The record is from RefSeq and is a predicted model, not a curated record. Lineage: Eukaryota; Metazoa; Chordata; Actinopteri; Salmoniformes; Salmonidae.